Brassica napus (rape) is the source of this 702-nucleotide messenger RNA. RefSeq names its product DNA-directed RNA polymerase III subunit rpc5-like. Lineage: Eukaryota; Viridiplantae; Streptophyta; Magnoliopsida; Brassicales; Brassicaceae. Gene Ontology annotation, biological process: DNA-templated transcription. The record is from RefSeq and is a predicted model, not a curated record. Gene Ontology annotation, cellular component: nucleus; RNA polymerase III complex. Bases 1 to 702 code for a protein of 233 amino acids. The transcript has 8 exons.
AUGGACUUUGAGGACGAAGACAAACCAAAAGAUGUCUCCAAGACCCGCAGGUUUGCACCUGGUCGUGCACUAAAGCCCAAACCUGAACCAACUCCAGUACAUCCCUCACAAACUGAUGCUCCUUCCGAGUCUGUCAGCAAGAAGACGACGUUGAUUGAGGAAGAAGAAGAGGACGUUGUUGUUCGUGAAAUUGACGUGUUCUACAAUCCAUCUAUUGGUGCCAACACUGAGCUUUAUGUUCUACAAUACUCUCUAAGACCGUCUUGGCGUGCGUAUGAAAUGGAUGAACGUUGCCAAGAAGUUAGAGUGAACCCUUCUACCUCCGAGGUGGAACUUGAUUUGUCUAUGGAUACCUUGACAACAACAUGGAAACCGCCUCCUAAGUUGGACUAUGCUAUUGGAGUUCUUUCAGGUGAUAAGUUACACUUGAAUCCUGUUCAUGCUGUUCCUCAGCUCCGACCGUCUAUGAAGUAUCUUUCAUCCAAAAGAAAACAAGCAGAAGCUCCUGAAGAAUCUGCCAGAACAUCAAAAAAACAGAAUUGGGUUUCACUCGAGUAUCAUGGACUUGAAUCAGAAUAUCACUCUAGAUACCUUACCAAAAUGAUGGCCAGUGAGAACUCUACUAUAGACUUCAACAUGAGCCGGAACGCUUAUAUCAACUCAUUGUGCCGUGGGGAAAGCAGCAGAAACUCCAGAAGGUGA